Messenger RNA from Hirsutella rhossiliensis, 198 nucleotides. RefSeq lists its product as uncharacterized. Bases 1 to 198 code for a protein of 65 amino acids. The record is from RefSeq and is a predicted model, not a curated record. NCBI's taxonomy places the organism in Eukaryota, Fungi, Ascomycota, Sordariomycetes, Hypocreales, Ophiocordycipitaceae. The transcript has 2 exons.
AUGCAGUUCUCCGUCAUCUCUCUCUUCGCUCUCUGCACCGUCGCCAUGGCCGCCUCCAUUGAUCGCACCGUUGUUGAUGGCCUGCAGAAGCGACAAAACGAGGCGGCGGUGGUGCCUCUCAAUCAGCCAGCUAUGAGGAACGAUGCAGACGGGCCAAUCCAGGCCUUUGCCAACCCCGGAGCAGCCGGCGAUGCUUAA